AUGGCCAUCGCCGCUCAUCUUACCCUAGUUACCUUCUUGGUCGUUUUCAUUAUGGUUGUAGCUCAACCGUAUCAUGUCUCUGCCACGUCAGUCUUGAGAGAUGAGAAUGCCGGCUUUCAAACAAUCCCCCAGAGGCUUCUUAAUUUACAAUUAAUCAAACGUCACGAGGGAGUUGAUGAGCUUGGACGACGAGAAUAUCACGGCUCGCUAGGAGACAGUGGGCUGACUGACCUUGUCUGCGCUCCGUCGUGCAAACAAGCGUUGGCAACAGCUCGGGAGAACAUAGAGAUGGCUUGUGCAGGCUCGCCAAAUCUCCUUCCAGACAUGACUGUUGUGUCCGUUGUUGACUCGAUCAUAAUGGGCUGGGAAGAAACCUGCCUCAAAGAUGAACAGUCGGGCGAGUAUUGCAAUCAUAUCAUUGAUACGUUAGAUGAGUACAAAUAUAUCGAAGACAUACCAGACAAAGAGCUCUGCUCAUUCUGUUAUGGGGAAAAGCUGCGUCAGAUGCAAAAGUCUGAACACUCCGCAUAUGACCGAGAAUAUGCUUCCAUGUUCGAGUUUUGUCGUAUCGACAGUCCGAUUGCCCCAAGCCAGGAAUCCCCUCCGGAUAAAAGCUCAUUCCCUAUGGCCUGCUUCAGUGGAAAGACUAUCGCCACAAAGGAAGGCGAUACCUGCGAUAGCAUUGCUCUAGCUAACUCAAUCUCAUCAGCAACACUCUACUACAUCAACCCCCGGCUACUUGACUGUCGUAGCAUUGAGAGUGGAACGGAACUCUGCCUGCCACAGGCUUGCACUACGUACACAGUCCAAGAGCAUGAGGCUGCCAAUUGCGUCGAGAUAAGUAUGGCUGGCGGCGAAGGGGGAUGGUUGGAUCUUAUUGACUGGAAUCUCAUGCUCGAUUCCCGCUGCACAAACCUUUGGAGUACAGACCCCUUUUGGGGUCACGUCGUUUGUAUCAGUCCUCCAGGUGGCAAGUUUAUCGACGAGAUGAAGUCCAGCUUCAGUGAACACCCCGGAAACGGCUACAUGGGUGGCCCGGGAGGCUUCGGUGAUGGUUACAAAUCGAACAGCCGUGCGAAACCAUUGACAGAGCUUGCAAAAGGCACUACCAGGAGUUGCGCCGAGUAUAUCGAAGCAGUGAAGGGAUUGAGUUGCGCCGAGAUGGUGGUGUCAGCUGACAGGGCUACAACUAUGGACCUGUUUCUACAAAUAAACCCGUCCCUCGGCAAUGCCAGUCAAUGCGAUGAGAACUUGAAGCCCGGACUAUCGUACUGCCUCAAGGUACACCCCAUUUGGGACGGAUUGGCAGAGAUGGAGGACAUGGAGGACGACUGGCAGGAGUUAUCUGGCAGCAACAUGGCCAAGUUCAGCUUUUUCCAGUAUCUGCGCUUGAAAGGCACCGUCGUCCUCUUCAGGACUGUGGCCUGGCUUGCUCAACGUUCUGUCUCCGGGUACACCCUCACUGAGCCAGCCGAGAGGAAGCUCAGAAGGAUCCCUGGAAGCUCCGCCAGAAGCUAUAUCAACGUAUGGGUCUAUACACCUCCCGGUAUCGACUUUGCUCGUCGCCCAGCCGUCCUUGUCAACUGGCACGGGAGCGGGUUCGUGCUUCCGGGGUUCGGUCUCGAUCAUCUGUGGUGUGCUAGAGUCGCGCAGGAAUGUGGUAUAUACGUGGUGGAUGCCGACUACAGGAAGGGCCCUGAGGAUCCAUUCCCUGCGGCCAUUGAAGACGCCGAGGCCGUCUUGAGAUGGGUAGCAUCCUCAGACCUGUUUGAUGAGAAGCGCAUCGCGGUCUCGGGAUUCAGCUCGGGCGCGAAUCUGGCCUUGGUUGCCGCUUCCGUGCUGCGAGAGAAGCUCACUAUGAUGGACAUCAAGAUCCCAGUAGCAUUCUAUCCCGUCACGAACAAGGCCGCAGAUCCGGAGCAGAAGGUUGCCCCCCAGUCCAACAAGCCCGUCCCCGCCGGCAUCUCGCGCAUCUUCAACGACUGCUAUGUACCUGAUGUUGCGGUCCGCAGCGACCCGCGGGUCUCACCCGAGUUUGCAGACCCAGAUUCCUUCCCAGAGCGCGUCACAAUCCUGACAGCUGCUGGGGAUAAUCUUGCGCCCGAGGGGAAUGCGCUCGCCUCUAAGCUGGACAACGGGCAUAGAAAGGUGGUCACUCGCAUGUUUGAUGAUGUCAAUCACGGGUUUGACAAAGGCUGUGCCAAGGGAUCUGUUGCAGAGAGGGCAAGAGAUGAGGCGUACUCUUUAGCUAUCGCUAGUUUAAAAGAGGCUCUCGUCUGA
Molecule: messenger RNA, 2280 nt
Organism: Clonostachys rhizophaga
Lineage: Eukaryota; Fungi; Ascomycota; Sordariomycetes; Hypocreales; Bionectriaceae
Source: the annotation of a GenBank genome assembly